Molecule: messenger RNA, 1059 nt
Organism: Penicillium atrosanguineum
Lineage: Eukaryota; Fungi; Ascomycota; Eurotiomycetes; Eurotiales; Aspergillaceae
Exons: 3
Coding region: 1-1059 (352 amino acids)
Cellular component (GO): cytoplasm
Molecular function (GO): oxidoreductase activity, acting on the CH-OH group of donors, NAD or NADP as acceptor
Source: RefSeq, a predicted model, not a curated record
AUGGCGCAGUACAUCCCUCAGAUCUCUGAAGAAUCCCUUCGAGAGAAGGUGGUUCUCAUUACCGGAGGUGCCAACGGAAUCGGCGCAAGUCUUGUACAGCAUUGCCUGGAGAGCGGUGCCAAUGUGUGCUUCGGUGAUCUAGACAACAUUGCUGGUGAAGGUUUGCUGCGAAAGUGCCAGCAAAGGUUCCAACCGGAGGAGACUGGCCAGCCUGCUCGGGCCAUUUUCUUGACGACCGAUGUGACCGACUAUCAGUCGGUCCUCGCACUCUUCGACCUGGCAUUCAACACCUACAAGCGCAUCGACCACGUCGUCUCCGCCGCCGGCAUCGUAGAGAUCGGCAACUGGUUCGACUUCGGACUCACCCUGGAGAGCAUUCGCGAGACGCCUACACACAAGGUACUGGAUGUCAAUCUACUCGGCUCCAUGUACGUGUCGCGCAUCGCCUCCGUGUAUCUGCGCCACAAUCGCGGCCCAAGGUCCGACCGUUCGAUUCUCCUGUUCUCGUGCUCGGCCGGGUUCAAGGAGAGCCCAUCCCUGUUUGUCUAUCAGGCCUCGAAGCACGGCGUCAUCGGCCUUAUGCGUUCCCUGCGCAACUACAUUUCCUCGCCCUACAAGCACGCCCUGCGCAUCAAUACCGUUUGUCCUUGGAUGACGCAAACUGAAAGCAUCAAAAAUGUUGAACAGCACUGGAAGAAUGCCUGUCUACCGGCCAACACCGUCCGUGAAGUUUCCACCGUGGCGGCCAGUAUCCUGGCCGAUAAGUCCCUGAACGGCACAUCGAUGUUUGUCGAGGGCGGCCGCGCGUGGGAAAUCGAGGAGAAUAUCGACAAACUGGAAUCUCAGUGGCUCGGCGAAGGACCUUCCAAAACCCUUGCGGCAGGACAAGAGUUACUCGGCGACGGUGCCAUUUGGACCGCUCAGCCCCGAAAGAGGACCAGCAUCUCGAACGGCAUCCCGCCCGGAGUUCCCCUUGCUAAGAUCAACGGGAUUCACAACGAUGCGGAUCACGGUCUGACUAAUGGUCACAGCAACGGGAUUGCCAACGGGGUGCAUUAG